GCAUUAUCAAUUGCAGGAAGGUACGGCGAGGAUUUGGUUGUGAAGAUGGCAUCGAAGUUGAUACAAGUUCAAUCAAAAGCAUGUGAGGCUUCAAAGUUUGUGGCUAAGCAUGGAACUUCCUACUACAGACAGUUGUUGGAGAAGAACAAGCAAUAUAUCCAGGAACCUGCCACUGUUGAGAAGUGCCAAGAGUUGUCUAAGCAAUUGCUCUACACCCGUCUUGCUAGCAUUCCCGGACGCUACGAAACCUUCUGGAAGGAAGUAGACUACGCAAAGAACUUAUGGAAGAACAGAUCCGGUCUGAAGGUAGAAGAUGCAGGAAUCGCUGCAUUGUUUGGUCUCGAAUGCUUUGCGUGGUAUUGCGCAGGUGAAAUCGCCGGGAGAGGAUUCACCUUCACAGGCUAUUACCCUUGAAGGAGAGAAACAAUAACUUGAAGAUUGUGUAAUCCCCUCCGUUUUUAGUUUUCAUGAUUCUCUCUUGAAUCGAUUUUUUUCCAGUUUAUCCCUGAAACGGAGGCUUUGGAGCUGAGAAAAUCCAUUUUGCUAUAACUCUUUGAUAAAGAUUGCUCUCAAUAAGAACAAAAUUUCCCA
This is a messenger RNA of Arabidopsis arenosa, 591 nucleotides long. The record is from the annotation of a GenBank genome assembly. Lineage: Eukaryota; Viridiplantae; Streptophyta; Magnoliopsida; Brassicales; Brassicaceae.